AUGUCACAACAAAAGACUGCUGAAUUGAUUAAGGAUAUUACAUCCAAAAUUGAAGUUGAAAAGAAUUUGGUAUAUGGUUAUCAACAAGUUAAACUCAAAUCUAAUAAUGCUGAAGUUCUUCAAAAAUGUAAUACUAAAAUUAUAGAAUCUCAAUCAAUUAUUGAUUAUUAUCAAGAAUCUUUAGAUAAAUUAAUUAAACAAACUCAACAAUUAAAUAUAAGAGGUGGAUCUUUACAAUCAAAUGAUUCUCGUGAUAAUAACAAUAAUAACAACAACGACAAUAAUACUCUCCAGUAUCAUCAAACCAGUAGUCCUGUUUCAUAUUCAAGAUUUGAUUUAAUUAAAUAUGAUUGUCCUUCUUUAAGUCAUAAAAUUCAACAUAUGUUACAACAAUUAGAAUUUAAAUUACAAGUUGAAAAUCAAUAUAAAGAAGCUAAUCAAAAAAUGUCUCAACUUUAUUUAAUGGAUGGUGAUAAAUCUUCAAGUAUUGCUGCUGAAGGUGGUAGAACUGAAAGUAAUCAAAGAAUUCAAUUAUUAGAAAAAUCGUUAAAAAAAUAUACCAAUAUUAAUAUUAAUACUGAAGAAUUUUCACGAGAUUUUGAAUUAUUAAAUACUCCAAAACAUGCAAGAAAACCUUCCCGUGGUAGAUUAACAAUUUCGAUUACUUGUGUUAGAGAUGUUGAUCAUAUUGCUUCAACAAUGUUGAAAAAAAGAGAAACUUGUAUUGUAAUUAAAAUUGAUGACAUUGAAAAAGGUAAAACAAAACUUUCAAAAAAUGAUAAAUGGAAUGAUGAAUUUAUUAUUGAUGUUGAAAAAGGUCAUGAAAUUGAAUUUUCUGUUUUAGAUAAACAAGGUACUAAUUUUAUUCCUGUUGCUCUUAAUUGGUUAUUAAUUUCUGAUAUUGCUGAAGAAAUUCGUAAAAAGAAAGUAGCUAAUGAUAUGAAUUCUGGUUGGAUGACUGCGUCACAUAUGCAACAACAACAACAACAAGCAGACGAUAAGAGAUCUAAUACCACUGGAUCUCCUAUGGGGGCAAAGUUCAGUUCGACCCAACCGUUACCUCCUCACAACGAUGCGACACUACCACCUCCACCUCCACCGCCAUCCUCCUCUACUUCAGGACAAGAAUCUAAUGGAAAUGAUCAAAAGGUUCAAAUCAAUACUUGGAUAAGUUUAGAACCAUCAGGACAAAUGUUACUUAGUCUUAAUUUUGAAAAAGAUUCAUCUCAAAAUAGACAAUUUAGAGGUGCACUUGGACGUCAUGGUGCCAUUCGUGAAAAGAAAGAAGAAGUGUUUGAACAACAAGGACAUCAAUUUGUUCAAAAACAAUUCUAUGGAAUUAUGUGUUGUGCCUUAUGUGGAGAAUUUGUUAGAUAUAGUGGGUUCCAAUGUCAAGAUUGUAAAUUCUUAUGUCAUAAAAAAUGUUAUCAAAAAGUUGUUACAAAAUGUAUUUCAAAAUCUGGUAUGGCUGAUGAUGAAGCCAAAUUAAAACAUAGGAUUCCUCAUAGAUUUGAAGCAGUUGCUAAUCAUGGGGCAAAAUGGUGUUGUCAUUGUGGAUAUAUUUUACCAUUUGGUAAGAAGAAUGUUCGGAAAUGUACUGAAUGUGGAGUUAUGUGUCAUACUCAAUGUACUCAUUUAGUUCCAGAUUUCUGUGGAAUGACUAUGCAAAUGGCAAAUCAAAUCUUAUCAACCAUUAAAUCAACCAAAGUUUCCCCGAAGAAACCUCUCCAAAUUAGUCGUCCAUCAUAUACCCCUGGCUCUACUACCACUCAAUUUUCUAAACCGGAAAUGUCUCCAUUAUCACAAACAUUCCCUCCACCUCGUCCAUCUGGAGAACAUUCUAUUUCUGAUGAUGAACACGAAGAUGAUUUGAAAUUACCUACUCAUACCCAAAAUAAAUUUCAAUAUCCAGUUGAAUUCCCAGAACAACAAUUCGCUAACAAACCACGUCCUGCUCCAGCUCCUCCUGGUGAGUCUGAUCUUAGUUUUGAUACUAGUUAUAUUAAAGAACAACAAGAUUUCGAUUUUGGUAAACAACCUUAUCCUGCCUAUGAGUCGAGAAAACCAUUGUUUCAACCGAUUGAUGAAGAUGUAAGAAUGGGUGAAGACCAGCAACAACAGCAACCACAAAUUGAUAAACGGACUCCUCAAGGUGGUGCGUUUGAUGCGUUUGAUUAUCAGAAUGUACAUACUCAAGAUCAAAUUAUGAGUGAAAAAGAUGAAGGUAAUGGUGUGAAUCCAUUCCGGGAUCAAGUUGAUCAUGCUAUGCGAAUUGAAGCUCAACAACAGCAACAACAUGUUCAACAGCAACAUGCUCAUCAUCAUCAUGCUCAUGCACAUCAUCACGCUCGUCAAAAAGAAGGAUCUAGAAAAGUUAAAAAACGGAGAAAGAAGGUUGGAUUGGAUGAUUUUGAAUUUUUGGCCGUAUUAGGAAAAGGAAAUUUUGGGAAAGUUAUGUUGGCAGAAUCAAGAUAUACCAAAAAAUUAUGUGCAAUUAAAGUUUUAAAGAAAGAUUUUAUUGUUGAAAAUGAUGAAGCUGAAAGUGUUAAAUCUGAAAAACGAGUAUUUUUAACUGCAAAUAAAGAAAAACAUCCAUUUUUAUUAAAUUUACAUUGUUGUUUCCAAACUGAAAAUAGAAUCUAUUUCGUCAUGGAAUAUAUCUCGGGUGGGGAUUUAAUGUGGCAUAUCCAGAAAUCAAGAUUUACUGCCAAACGUGCAAAAUUCUAUGCUUGUGAAGUCUUACUCGCUUUGAAAUAUUUCCAUGAAAAUGGAAUCGUAUAUCGUGAUUUAAAAUUAGAUAAUAUCUUACUCACAACCAAAGGACAUAUCAAGAUUGCCGAUUACGGAUUAUGUAAAGAAAACAUGUGGCAUCGUAGCACAACCUCAACUUUCUGUGGUACUCCUGAAUUCAUGGCCCCUGAAAUCGUAGCCGGGAAACCAUAUGAUCGUAGUGUCGAUUGGUGGGCAUUUGGUGUCUUGUUAUUCCAGAUGUUGUUAUGUCAAUCUCCAUUCAAAGGUGAUGAUGAGGAUGAUAUCUUUAAUGCCAUCGAGCAUGAUGAAGUCAAAUAUCCUAUUAGUUUAUCAAGACAGACAGUGUUGGUCUUACAGGCAUUAUUGACCAAGGAUCCAUUGAAGAGAUUGGGUGGUGGUCCUAGAGAUGCAGAAGAGAUUAUGGAACAUCCAUAUUUCCAUGAUGUUAAUUUUGAUGAUGUAUUUCAUUGUAGAAUUGAACCACCUUAUUAUCCUGAGAUUACUAGUGAACAUGAUUAUUCUAAUUUCGAUCAAGAGUUUACUUCGGAGACUCCAAGAUUGACCCCGGUCGAGACUGAACUUACGGCGGAGAUGCAAGAACAAUUUAGAGGAUUUUCUCAUAUUUCGGAAGAUGCUGUCAUUUAUGAAGAUCGUGUUAUGUAA
Hemisphaericaspora subhashii is the source of this 3414-nucleotide messenger RNA. It is a transcript of the gene PKC1, whose product is annotated as protein kinase C. Gene Ontology annotation, biological process: protein phosphorylation; signal transduction; fungal-type cell wall biogenesis. The record is from RefSeq and is a predicted model, not a curated record. The coding region runs from base 1 to 3414 and encodes 1137 amino acids. Gene Ontology annotation, molecular function: diacylglycerol-dependent serine/threonine kinase activity; ATP binding. The transcript has a single exon. NCBI's taxonomy places the organism in Eukaryota, Fungi, Ascomycota, Pichiomycetes, Serinales, Debaryomycetaceae.